Messenger RNA from Haemorhous mexicanus (house finch), 7940 nucleotides. RefSeq names its product coiled-coil domain-containing protein 141-like. The transcript has 4 exons. The coding region runs from base 943 to 2391 and encodes 482 amino acids. Lineage: Eukaryota; Metazoa; Chordata; Aves; Passeriformes; Fringillidae. The record is from RefSeq and is a predicted model, not a curated record.
UCUAAGAUUUAAAAACUAAUACUCUUAUUGAACUUUUCCAGAAUAUAUCAACAGUCAAUGUCUGUAUCUUAGGAAGAACAAAUAAUUCAGCAGACUGCCUGUGCCAUCUGUAUGGAAUGCCAUGACUAUAAAUUGAGUUUCACUUCAUGACAAAUUAAGGGGAAAUGUAUUGCAUAAUCUUUCCUAAUUUUAUAUGGCUGCUGAAUCCCUGAGAAAAACCUGAUUUUUUUCAAGUAAAAAAUUAAAACUACUUUUUCUUCCUAAAAGAAAAAAAAAUAGACUGAAAAGAUCUCAAGGAAUUUUUCACUUGUUUAUUGCUAGAAUAGCAAACUAAUAAUGCAGCACUUUCUUAUAAGAAACUUGUUUAAGACUAUAACUUUUGGCUGGGUAUCUAAAGAUAUGGAAGACACAAAAUGGUAAUUGUAAAGCUUUUGGCUUUUGUUAUCUUGUGUCACUAUUAUCUUCUUUGAAAUCUAUGGUAGACUCCAGGACAGUUUUGAAGGAUUUAUCAAGUCUUCAUUAAACACAUUAUGGUUGUCCAGAUUUCUGUUUCUAUGUUUUAUGCAUUCUUCCCUUUCCACCUUUAAAAGAAUUUUGAUUAUAGACACUCCCAAAUGUUUCUUUCCUCCCUAGAACUGUUUUCCUGCAAUCCUGGUAUUUUUUCUGAAAUUGUUGUUUGUUCUCUUUUUUUCAUAUAACUAUCACUUAAUCCUUUAUUCCCCCUUACUGAGCCUGUGUAUAAAUUGGUUCAUAUUCCUCAGAUUCUUGAUUAGCUGCUGGAAUUCUUCAGUCUUAUAUGCUCAAGAAUUAUAGUCUUCUAUAGUUUCUCUGCCUCAGAAAAGAUCCUGUCAGCUUCAAAAAAUGCUGUCAUUGCUUGUCCAAGAAUGAAUUAAUUGGGUUUUGCUGCAUUUUUUUUGCCACAAGCAAUUUACACCUGUGCUGAUGACAGAUUUUCACUUUGGUGUUUUCUCUGUUGUACAGAGCAUAAAUCAGUGUAGAGCUAACAAUUCCUACCUUUUAUUGUGCAUAAACUUACUUAAUUUUCUCUUCCCAUGGCAGAAAGUUGGCUUUUCUGAAGAGCUGAUUACUGUUAAAAAUGAAGAAAGAAAUGGUCAAGAAGCAUGUGAGACUGUUAAAGAAGUGGAGCAAAAGCAGCAGAUGGCACCAGGUGAAUUGCUUGCAAAUUCAGAAAGCAUUGGUGAGAAGAGAAGCAAUGCUCUGUCUCCUACAGGCACUAAACAAUUCGAGGAGAGGAAUAUAUUGGCUGAUAUUUCAGUUCUCUGUCCAGCUGGUGAGGAUCUUGUUUCACAGGAUACAGAGCUGUCAUCCUCAGCCAAGGAGGAUAGUUUACAGACUGAAUUCCUGGCAGAAGAAACACCCUCUGGAGAUGAAUAUGAGUGUAUAUCACCUGAUGAUAUAUCUUUGCCACCGCUUUCUGAGACACCAGAAUCCAACCUCUUACAUUCUGAAACAGAGCUAGAAGAGCAGUUCUGCUGUAGUUCUCAUAGCCUGCAUGUCAGUUCCUAUAGCUUGCAAAUGCAGAAAACCACUAGAACGGUAAAACUGAUGGAAGCACCUGACCUCUUAACAAAUUCUGCUUUUGCUGAUGCUACAAAUAAUAGAAUGGAAAGCCCAUCAGAUCACUUUCAAAAGUUUUUUACGGAUUCUGGUCCCAAAGUCAGAGCAGAAUCUCCUUUGACUUGUAGCUCACAAGGAAUAUCUGAAACUAGCACUGCUUCCUGCCCUAUAGAAGCCAAACCAGUAGCUAGCAUGAUGAGUGAAACAUGCAAAGCACAUUUACAACACCUUAAACUCCAUAAAAGCAUGGCAGAAACACAAGAAAAAUUGCAUGCCUUGAAUAACUGUACUAAACCCCCGGACAGGCUGCAUGCUCUGCCUGAUGCAUUCUCAGGUUUCGUGUUUCAACCAGACACCACCAGAAGCUGUCAGAGGCAGAUGGUUACCCGAGAAGAGAUUAAAAGUUCUUCAGAAAAGAACAGCAUGGCCAGCCUAACUGGACAGGCUCCUAACUUCUCCCAGCUUCUGUCUAACAAAACCGUCAUGGAAGGUUCUCCAGUAACUUUGGAAGUAGAAGUAACGGGAUUCCCAGAGCCUACACUGACAUGGUACAAGAAGGGCCAGAAACUGACUGCAGAUGAGCACUUAAAGCUUUUACAGAAGGAGACAAAGCAUACUUUGUUCAUUCAGAAGGUGUGUGAUAAAGAUGCUGGCCUCUAUGUUGCUCGGGCUAAAAAUUUGAACGGCACUACCUCCUCAAGUGCCAUUCUUCACGUGCAAGGUAACAGGCCACCUAUUGCAAGAAUUGACUGGAUAGUGCUGUGUGUCAUCUAUAUCAGUGUAUCACUAAUGUACUGGCUAUUCACAAAAUAAGUACAAUAUUGACUGCACCCGACUUAAUUGUCACAUGUUGAAUUUAUUUUCUCACACUGCGUUUUCACAAUAUGUUCCAAACCACUUUUUAUGGCAAAAUGGAUAUAUGGCUUGUUUCUUUAUUGCCAGCAUUCUGUGUUUAUUCUGCUUUCUCAUAGUGAUCUUGAGAUAAAAAGUUUAUGAAGAUUUUUCUAGAAUCUGAGGCUGAGGUUUGCUUUCUUAAAUAUAUAGGCAUUCCAAAGCAUGGGAAACAGUUUUAAUGGUUGUAGGUUUUAGCCAGGUAGAGUGCUCAGAUUGCUGUAUAUUUUGGGAUAUGUCUUCUCUCGGGAUGGGAUGUGAAAGGCGUUGGAAUUUUUUUUAAACAUAGAAUGCAUUUUUUCCACCCACCUGUUUGCUUGUAGCUUACAAAAAUAUUUUUAGGACAAAGCUUUUUAGUAAAGGUAUCAUACCAUUCAUGAUUGAACUAACAUAGAUCAGAUUUAAAUCUGUCUCAGCCCAGCAUACAGUCUCCACAAAGGAAAGCUGCAGUAGUUCAGUAAAGGUGGGAUUGUGCUACAGAACUGACCCAGAGCCAUCAGGAUUUGUGUAAGUGGCAUCUAGCACACAAUAGAACAAAUGUUUACAAAAUGAAACAUUCCAACAUUCCAUGCUGCUUAAAUUGAUGUCUGUGAUACUUUCUCUGCCUUCUUACAAAGUUAAAGAUACAAAUAUUUCUAAUUAUCCCCUAAAUUGUUCAUAUAAGACAAGAAAGUUAAUAAUUAAUGAAGCGAGCAUUUGCGCUCAUUUAAAAUUUUCAAGACACUGAUUUCAAACAGGAUCAACCAAAUUGGGGAAGUAUCCAAAAGUGUAUUCAAAUUAAAAAAAAAAAAAACAAAACAGAAAAGUCAGUCAAACAGAAUUAUCAUUUAUCUUCAAAACAGUAAAUCCAAACCAAUACUUUGUUCACCUACAGUUUGUAUUUCCUUCUUGGCAAGGACAACCACAAAUGUAUUUUUUAAUUAAAGUUCUGAUAUGUUUAACUAUUACAUAACAGUGAUCUAAUUGUGCCAGUGGAAGACUCAACUUAUAAAUCCUCAAAUAUAACUUCAUUCUUUAGCCUCAGUAUUUGUUGUAUUUAUGCAGUAAAAAGAGUUGAUAAACAGCUGCAUUAUUUUCCCUGCAUUUUUUGAUCACCAGCUCCCGUGUUACAAUUGCAUUGCUGUGGGAAAGGUUUAAAGAGGAAAUAUUUGCCUUCUCCUGCAUAAUUUGCUGGAAUGAAGUAAACCCUUUACCGUGUAGCCUGCUAUGAAAAGAAUAGAUAUUGUAUUUGCUGAGGGUCAGAUAUUUUGGCCUAGUGACUGCAACGUUUAAAAAAUUCCUGUAACUUUGAAAAAGGAGAAGUUCUCAUGAUAUAACCUCCCAGCAAUGAGAGGGAGCAGGAGGAGGAAGUGGUGAACAGGUGGGGGAGCACAGUAAGUUCACACUAACUUGGUAUUACCCUUAAUGAACCACUUUCUGAGUUCAGUCAUCUCCCAAAAAUGUAGAUUCACAGGAAUUUUCUCAGGUAUAAAUUUCACCUGUUUUCCUGCAGUGUAUUUUCCAUUUUAUAAUAAAGGUAAUUUAGAUCUUAAUAAAUCAUUGUAUAAGUAUAUAAUAUCUUUGUCUGUUCAUUUGUUAAAAAUUUCCUCUGGGAAUUUGACUGUUUCUGUGAAUUUUAGGUAAACAAAAGUUGAUUUUGUGAGUGUGUUAUUGCUUCUAUUUUCAAUCAGGAAUAGCUUUAAAUGCACCGUUUUUAAUGGGUGGAUAUCAGCCACAAUUUUAAUUGCUGCAAGAAACAAGAUUUCAAAGAGAGUGAUUAGAGAUACUGGAUUCACAGCAGGACUCUGAAAAUCUCAUGGUUUUAAUGUUCUGCUUUGUAAACAAAGACAUAAUCAACACUGGUUACUGCUGUGCUGGCAGUCUGGAUUUAAAUACCCUUUAUUUAAGGACUCAAAUGAGUCCUUAAAAAAAAUUACUGGAAAAUUCCAGCUGUGUUCUGGUUAGAUAAUCUAAAAAAAAAAAAAGGAAAAAAAGAAAGGAGUGACAAUGAUUCAGUCUCAUUAUGCAGUAGUAUUUCUUUGAAGGAAAAAAACACUCCUGUUGCAGCAAUAAUCUUAAGAUUAGGGUGCUUCCCACCCUCACUGGUUUUUUAAAUUGUUUAUACUAUGCAUGCUUUACCUCUUCCUUCUUUUAACCAUACUGUAGAGCAGGGAAUAAGGUUCUGAACCAGAAUAUGGUUCUGGUUCUUUCUUGGUUCACAGCUCUGAUUUCCCUUCAUUGCAGUCACAGUUUUGAGCCUAUAGUUAUCUCAGGAUCCCAAAAUGUUUACAUCUUCCCAAUGGCUCCCUUAUAGAGAAGAUUUAAGCCUCAGUCCCACCAUCCUCAGAAGACAUUAGGCACAUACCUAACCUACACUCCCUUCCUCCUUCCCCAAAUGAAGACACCCUUUAAGAAAAUGGUGAAAGGUAUUGCCUGACUACAGGACCUGGAGUUGUGUGAAGGGGUGUUUACACAAGGUGCCUAAAUUUGGAGGGGGAAAGGAAUUAAUUAUUUUAAUUUUUCAAGAGAAGCAGCCUGUCUGAGGUCGCAGGUUUGAGUCAGUAGGCAGAGGGAGGAUGAGUCAUUACCCACAUUGGAUCAGAUGUGGCUGGAGCUGCCAUGGAGAAGGUGAGUUCCUCUCAAAUGACUGGUAAGCUAUGCUUAACUCUGCACCUUUCUCUGGAGACUUUUCUUGGGCAAAGGAGUCAUUUUUGUCUGUGUAUUAUUGCUGCGGUCUAGAGGAGCUGUGUCUUGAAAAAUUACUGCCAAGACUUUAAAGAGGCUACCCAUGGUAUUCAAGGAGCUCUGGGAUUAUGGAUAUUUCAGAUCAAUUGGGUCACGAGACCUGCUUAAUAUUCCUAAUGAAGGAACCCUUCUGUUUGUGUUAGGAGCUUGACUGAGACAAAAUCUCAAAACAAUAAAGUGCACUGUUGAUUUAGAUAAUGGUGAGCAAAUCCAAAGUCUCUAAGCAGCAUGGAGGGAAUCUGCCUAGCUUAAAUUCAUAGAUAAGACAGGGGAAGUUCAUAAAAUUGCUAAUAUCACAUUUCAAGACACCAGAGACUGGAAAUUACAUGCCUAGAGUAAAUAGAUUGAGAAUAACUGUGAAGCAAUUUAAUUUAAAAACUGGCUGAUAAAACCAAUUUGGCUUGACCUGCACACCUGUGUGUGAGAGAGACUUCAGGCAGGGCUGAAGGCUGUGUGAUAGACAGACCAAGGUGCACAUUUCUCCUGCAGUUUUUGCAUUGCUCCAGGUUGAUGAUUUUUCAGUGCUUAUUCACCAGUUUGCAGCAUAACUCUACUGGUUCCUACAGAUAACUCACUGAAUAUUUAAUAGUUGACAAAAUUAUUGUCUGAAGCUCUAAGAGUGAUAUUUCAGUACCACUGGCUGCCUGGUUAUUUUUUCCCACAGUGGAGGAACGGAUCUGAUCUUUCAAACCUUUGUGAAUGUGGACAUUAUGGGAUGUCCAGCCAAGAAAUAAUUUGCAGUUAACAAAUUGUCUUCUGAGUUUUUGUUAUGAUAUCAUGGGAAAAGUUCUUCUGCCUUACUGAUAUAAAGUCAAGAUGUGGUCCAAUCAUUAUUGCUGUCACCUUUCCACUAAGCUUUUUUUUUUUUUUAAAUGGUAAAAAUCAUUCUGGUAUGAGAUGCAACAUGACUACGACUAGGGGGACUACAGGUAAUCUGAACUGCACAAGUAAUGGAAUCCAGCCAAAAUUAUCCCAAGGAGUGGUUGAAGCCCACCUAAUGUUUUCUGCAGGAAUACAAGCUAAUCAUGUUCUAUUUGUGACCUAUUGCUAACUGCCUGCAAAGAGUAGGCGAGGGUGUGAACUUGGUUCUCUUGCUUCAAGUGUAGCUGGAGAUCUCAAAUUUCUGGGCUUCAGGUGCAUGCAAUGCAAUGUGGGUGGCAGCUUGCACAUGCUGACCUCCAACACCUGAGAACUGAGUUGUUUGAGCUGCUCUGGCUGGCUAAGACAGAGGUCACACAAGGUUAGCACAAAUAUGGGAGAGUAAAACUUACAUUCUUCUGCUUUGCAUUGGUGCCUCAGUCCUGCAGUACCUAGGAAAAAUAGAGAAGCAGCUAAGCUUGAAAGCUUAUUGCAACUAAGAACUCACCUAAGAAGUGAAUUUAUCAAUACAUUGGUCAAAUCAUCUGCCUUGUGAUGCCAGCAGGCCCACAAUUGGCAAUAGAAGCCUUUGGUUCAGUAUAUUUGGGUUUAGAAGUUGAUAGGCACCUGUGUGAGAUAAGCUGAUUUUAUUUCUUAAUAGCAUAAAGAAAAGAUUUUUGUCCUUAAACAGUAGAGUAAAUGUGGCAUGGCUGUUCCAAACUGUCAUUUACCACACAUUUCAGUGAUAACUUUGGUCAAAUAUUUUGGAAAUGUGGUACAAUUUAUAUUAAAGAGGAAGAAGGACACAUUCAUUAUGUGAUAGAGAUGCAAAAAGAUAAUUUUUGUUGUAGGAUGUCUUUGUGUGUUCUUCUCGUGGUAACAUCUGCUUUAUAUUGCCUGUGUCAAGAGUACUUAGUUCUGAGCUUGUCUUCUCCUUUUACUGUAACCUCAUAGGUGCAAUAUUAGUGGAACCUCAGGUGGUAUACAAUGAUUCAAUAAAUCCAGCUUUACAGCUCAUUAAGUUACAACUCACAGAAAGCAAUGCUUUUAUGCAGUGCAAACUGAUGCUGAUGAUCAAAAUUCCUUCAAUUUUGAUGGGUUAAUUUGUAUUGAUCAGUCCUUGUAGUGGUUCAGGUGUCAUCUGUCCUUCCUCAGCUGGCAUGAAGUUAGCACAAAAUCAAUCUCAUGUGCUUUGGGUAUUGCAAUAGAAAAGCAAUUACUUGCCCAUCCUUCAUCUGAACCAAAUUUGUACUGGAUGAUGUGGUAGCACAUGGUUUCAGUAUUAAUGAUGGCCAAAAUAAUGAUGUGAUCAAAGUAGCAGAGAGGCAUUGUUCUGCUCUUCAUUAGUUACAAAUAUCAAUUUAAAAAAUAUUUUCAAUAGCAUUUUUUAAAACUAAAAUAAUGGGGGGGGGGAAGUGAUGAAAGUGUGAUGUACAACAAUGCACUAAAUUACAAAAUUUGCUCUCAUGACUUUGUCACUUUAAAUUUGUGUGGAAUAAUUAAUCUUCUGCCUUCACUGAAACAAUAAUUCACACAGACUUGCCUAAUAUCAUGCCAAACAACAUUAGGCACAUACCUAACCUACACUCCCUUCCUCCUUCUCCAUAUGAAGACACCCUUAAAGUGAUAAAGUGAUUCUUUAUCACUUCCAUGGAACUAAUACCAUAUGCUGAUGCAUGAAAUUCUUGGGUGCUUAAUAUCCAUGUUUUUUAACAAAUGCUAUAUUAGAUAGAUAAAUGAUACAUGCCAAUUGUCUUGCAAACAAGUUAACCUGAGUUCCAGGCAUCAGUAAAGGCUCUCUCUGGCUUUCAAAAUGAUAAAUUUAACUAGAACAGAUUAUUUUCUUCAGUUGCUUUAGUUGUGUCUUUUAAAACAGAGUGAAUAUUGAU